AUGGUAUUCCAGACAGCACCGAAGCCCAGGACUCCUCUUGGCCUCCAUCGCAUCCUCUCCCCCACCGCUGGAGUCAAGGUAUCACCAAUAUGCCUCGGCGGCAUAAGCAUCGGCCACGAAUGGAAGUUUUACACCGGCAAAAAUGAGGAGCCAUUUAAACUUCUCGACGCGUUCUACGAGAUAGGCGGCAACUUUAUCGAUACUGCCAACACCUACAACAACCAGAUGUCAGAAAGGCUUAUCGGACAGUGGAUGGAAGAGCGAGAUGUCAGAGAUCAGAUAGUCAUCGCGACAAAGUACUCUGCGGGUUAUCGUGCAUCCGGCAACAACCCGGAGCCGUUACAGUCUAACUUUACGGGAAACUCUGCCAAGAGCAUGCAUAUAUCUGUGCGUGAUAGUUUGAAGAAGUUGAGGACAGACUAUAUCGACAUUUUGUAUGUCCACUGGUGGGAUUAUGCGACGCCCGUUGAGGAGGUUAUGAGAGGCCUCCAUGUUCUUGUUAUGCAAGGCAAGGUUCUGUAUCUUGGAAUCAGCAACACUCCCGCCUGGAUUGUGGUCAAGGCCAACGCUUGCAAACAACACGGUCUCACUCCUUUCUGUGUUUACCAAGGCAACUGGAACGCCGCCCUUCGCGACAUGGAGGGUGAUGUGAUCCCAAUGUGCGAGGACCAGGAUAUGGCGAUUGUAUCUUGGGGAUCAUUGGGCACUGGAUCGCUACUGACGGCCCAGCAAAGAAAAGAAAGGGAAGCUGAUCCAGAUGCACCGAAACCGCAACUCUCAGAGGUCACGAUAAAGACGAGUGAAGCCUUGGGAAGAAUUGCUGACCGAAAGGACACUACACUCCAAGCGAUUGCUCUGGCAUAUCUCUUCCACCAGUCCACAUACGUGUUCCCUAUCGUGGGAGUCAAUACGGUCGAACACAUCAAAGCUAUGCCCGAUGCCCUAAAGAUCAAGCUAUCGAAAGAAGAGAUUAACGAAAUCCACGAAGCAUCUCCUUAUAAUCCAGGGUACCCCUUGAACUUCACGCAGUAUAUGCAGCCAGUCAAAUAUGAUCUUUCCUGGACACCUGCAGAUCACCAGCAGUACCAAAUGGCCGCUUGGAUAGAUGCUCCUCCCAAGCGCCUGCCGUACCAGCCCAAAAAUUGGUAG
Molecule: messenger RNA, 1149 nt
Organism: Fusarium subglutinans
Lineage: Eukaryota; Fungi; Ascomycota; Sordariomycetes; Hypocreales; Nectriaceae
Product: alcohol dehydrogenase
Exons: 4
Coding region: 1-1149 (382 amino acids)
Source: RefSeq, a predicted model, not a curated record